CAGGAGGUAAAACAGAGGGCAGGCAAUGACUUCUGCUAGACAGAGGCACUUCGGAGCCAAACCAAGCCAAACGGCAGCCACAAAGACAGAUCACAGUGUGGCGAGAGAGAGAGACAGACAACACAAGUGAGAGAGAAAGAGGAGGCAGGCUGGGCGGGGACAUUGCAGGGAGGGCCAACCCCCCGAUUGCAGUGCGGGGGUUUUGUAUUUAAAGGAAGCUGAGGGAAGUGCAAGCAGCUCUUAGUGAGAAGCUGGCAGUGCAUGGAAGCAACUGAGUGAGCUGAGCUAUUCAUCGUGCUGAGUGGGAAGGGACUUGCCAUCCUAUCACUCCAAAGUGCCCACGUGUCCGGGCACAGCUUUGCUUAGCUGCUAGGGGCAGCUUGUGGAAUGGCGGUGGAGCGGCAAGCUUUGCUUCUGUUUGGGGCGCUGUCAUAUAAUGUCCUGACUUUGGCAUGGACUGGAACCACUGAUCUGGGGGCUCCUCUUGGGUACUACCCACGUUUUAAUCCCUUCUUCUUUCUGUGCACCCACCAUGGCGAUCUGGAAGGUGUUGAGGAGCAGAGCGAGGUGCUCAUCUCUCUUCAGAUUACAGGCAAUCCAGUAGCCUACAUCCCAGGACAUGAGUACCAGGUGACCAUUUCCACUAGCACCCACUUUGAUGGUCUCCUGGUAACAGGACUUUAUACGGCCACCACUGUCCAGUCAGCAGCCAGUGUCGCCGGUCCAGGCUCCUUUGGCUUUGGAAUCAUGUCUGAAAGGCAGUUUGGAACCCAGUUUGUCUGCAGUGUUGUAACCUCGUACAUCAGCCAUCUGCCAACAACUUCAUUAAAUUUUGUAUGGAUUGCCCCGCCCCCUGGCACUGGCUGUAUCAACUUCCUGGCAACAGCCACCAACCGAGGGCAGAUUCUCUUCAAAGAUGCCUUGGCACUGCAGCUGUGUGAACAGGGAGUUCCCACAGAGUCCCCAUUGCGACCGAGCCUUGCUCAGGUCCAUGGAGAUCAUGUGAUACUGCGAGAUGAUUUUGAAUCCCACCAGGAAAAACAGCUAAAUCCCAAUAUCUGGUCUGACUGCAGUGGCUGUGAAUUGGGUGAGCGAUGUGGUGGCAUCAUGCACGGUGCUGCUGUUUCCUUUUGUGAACCGCUUGGCCGGCGACAACUGGUGACAGUGCCACUCAACACUAGUUCAGCCUCAGUUCUACAGUUUGCACUUGGUUCCGGCUCCUGUCGCUUUAGCUUCACAGAUCCUGAUAUCAUUGUCUCCUAUAGCCGUAACAACUCUGAGGGAUGGACCCCACUGGAGAAGAUCCGAGCACCUUCCAAUAGUACCACAGUAAUCCACCUGCUUCAUGUUAGUGCUGCUGCCAAGGGAGAGAAUGUUCGCUUUCGCUGGCACCAGGAGAUGCUAGCUGGUGAUGAAGGCUAUGAAUCAUGCUGGGCACUGGACAAUGUCUUGCUGGUCAAUGCAGCCCACAGACCAGUGCUGCUGCAAGACAGCUUGGAUCCUGCUGACACUACCAACUGGCUAUUCUUUCCAGGAGCUACUGUUAAGCAUGCCUGCCAGUCUGAGGGAAAUGCAAUGUAUUUUCAUGGGACAGAGGGCUCCGGGUUCAGCUUUGCUUCAACACGGGAUGUGGAUUUGAGCCGUGAGGAGGGACACACUUCCUGGAGGGAAGAUUUUGAGGCUUCACCAGAGGGUUGGCAAAUACAAGGAGCUGUCUAUGGAGCUGACUGUGGCAAUGUAGCUUCGGGCCUCUCCCUUGUGUUUCUACAGGAUGGUGAGAGGAGAGUUUGUACUCCAUUUUUGGAUACUACUGCGGUGGGUAACCUCCGACUCUACUUCACAAUGGGUAGUGGGUUGUGUGAUCCCGGGGUUUCUCAUGAUAAUGAUGUCACACUUUAUGGCAGGAUACAGAGCAGGAAGGAUCACUUGGUGUUGGAUGUGCUAUCCUACUCAUCUUAUAGGACCCCAACUCUGGUGUCAGUACCAGUGCCUACAGAGCUGCAGUCUUCAGCUACACAGUUUUGUCUGGAGCAGCGUAAUCAUGCUGGCUUGAACCACAAUGUCUGGGCUAUCGACUACUUUCAUCUGCUACCAGUAUUGCCAGUUUCACAGUCCCACAUGAUCCAGUUCUCCAUCAACCUGGGCUGUGGGUCAUAUCAGCCUGCUAACAGUGUUAGCCUAGAAUUUUCCACCAAUAAUGGUCGCAUCUGGUCCCUGCUACACACUGAAUGUCUUCCAGAACUCUGCACAGGUCUACACCUCCCUCACAGCACUGUGUAUUCGUCUGAUAACUACAGUGGAUGGAGCAGAAUUACCAUCCCCUUGCCUAAUGCGCCACUAACAGGCAGUACACGCUUCCGCUGGAGGCAGAAUGGGCCAGGUGUAGGAAACAUGUGGGCUAUAGAUAAUGUUUACAUUGGACCAUCAUGCCUUAAAUUCUGCUCUGGACGUGGCCAGUGUACCAGAAAUGGGUGCAAGUGUGACCCUGGCUUUUCUGGUCCUGCAUGUGAGUUAGCUUCUCAGACUUUCCCAGCCUUCAUUUCUGAGAGUUUUCUGAGCCCCAGACUAUCAUCCUAUCACAACUUCCAGUCAAUUCGAGGAGCAGAAGUCAGCUUUGGAUGUGGUGUUCUUGCUAGUGGAAAAGCACUUGUCUUCAGUAAAGAUGGUAGACGUCAUCUCGUUACAUCAUUCCUGGACAGCACACAAGCCAGAUAUUUGCAAUUCACCCUACGUCUGGGCAGCCGCAGCAAACUGAGUACCUGCAAGGCUCCUGACCAGGCAGGAGAGGGUGUCCUGCUCCACUUCUCCUUCGAUAACGGGAUCACUUGGAAACUCUUGCAACAUUUUUCUUACCGAGGCUUUCAUGAGCCCAGAAUUGUGUCUGUAGAGCUACCCGAUGAAGCUAAGAAGUUUGGAGUCCAGUUCCGCUGGUGGCAGCCCUACCACUCAGGUCGUGGUCAAGAUGUGUGGGCAGUGGAUGAAAUUAUUAUGACCUCCAUUCUCUUCAACAGCAUCAGCCUAGACUUUAACAACCUGGUAGAUGUCACACAGUCUCUGGGGUUCUAUUUAGGAAAUGUUCAACCUUACUGUGGCCAUGACUGGACACUUAGUUUCUCAGGAGACCCAAGCCCGGGUUCAAGUAUAAGGUAUGUGGAAACACAGUCCAUGCAGACAGGUGCCUCCUAUAUGAUCCAGUUUAGCCUGGUAAUGGGCUGUGGAAAGGACUUUUCCCCCAACAUGGACAACCAAAUUAGUCUGGAAUACUCUACCAACCAUGGCCUCACAUGGCAUCUGGUUCAAGAGGCUUGCCUUCCUGGGAUGCCCAGUUGUCCCGAGUUCACCUCAGCCAGCAUUUACCACCCCUCGGAAUUUGCCAGAUGGAGCAGAAUUACUCUGCCACUUCCUCAGAAGACUUGGUCAAGUGCCACCCGCUUUCGCUGGAUUCAGAGCUACUACCUGGAGCAAGAUGAGUGGGCUUUGGACAAUAUUUACAUUGGACAGCAAUGCCCUCAUAUGUGUCAUGGUCACGGCUGGUGCAAACAUGGUGUAUGCAGCUGUGACGAUGGUUUUACUGGUGUGGACUGCCAGCCCCAGACAUCUCUCUCUUCCAAUGUCAUGUCAGAUUUUGAGUUGAAGAAUACUCUGCACAAUACCUGGCAGGAAGUUAUAGGUGGUGAGAUAGUGAGGCCAGAGGAGGGUUGUGGAGUGAUCUCCUCUGGAUCAUCUCUGUACUUCAGCAAGGCAGGACGCAGACAUCUAGUCAGCUGGGACAUGGACACUAGUUGGGUGGACUUUCUUCAGUUCUACCUGAGGAUUGGUGGGGACACAGCAGAAUGUAACCGGGCUGAUAGUCGUGAGGAAGGCGUGCUGCUUCAGUACAGUAACAAUGGGGGCAUCACCUGGGGACUUCUCGCUGAGAUGUACUUCUCUGACUUCAUUAAGCCUAGAUUUGUUUACUAUGAGUUACCUGAAGCUGCUCGAACUCCAUGCACACGUUUCCGCUGGUGGCAGCCACUGCAUUCUGGAGAGGGCUAUGACCAGUGGGCAGUUGAUGACAUCAUAAUUCUGUCUGAGAAGGAAAAACACAUAAUUCCAGUAAUCCAGCCAACAUUGCCUCAGAACUUCUAUGAGAAGCCUGCCUAUGACUUCCCAUUGAACCAGCUAAGUAUGUGGCUAAUGCUUGCUAAUGAAGGCAUGGAGAAAAAUGCCAGUUUCUGUGCCACCACUCCAUCUGCUAUGGUAUUUGGAAAAUCUGAUGGUGAUCGUUUUGCCAUCACUCGGGACCUGACACUCAAACCAGGUUACACCCUACAGUUUAAGCUUAACAUUGGUUGCUUCACCCAGCAUAACCCAGCUGCUCCAGUGCUUCUGCAGUACUCUCAUGAUGCAGGCCGCAGUUGGUCACUGGUGCAGGAGGGCUGCUAUCCAGCAUCCCCUGGUGUUCGUGGUUGCGAGGGAAGUUCCCGGGAAUUACGGGAGCCAACAAGUUACAGUGCUGGAGAUUUCGAGCAGUGGAGUCGAGUCACCAUUGUUAUUCCUCGUCCUGUGGCUGCUAGUAAGACACGCUUUCGCUGGAUUCAGGAGACCAGUGGCCAUAAAAGUUCUCCACCUUUUGCACUAGAUGGAGUCUACAUUUCGGAGCCUUGUGCUAAUCAUUGUGGAGGGCAUGGAGACUGCAUUUCUGGUGUAUGCUAUUGUGAUAUUGGAUACACAGUGGAAAAGGGGACCUGUGUGCCCAAAGUGCCAAACCCCAGCGAGAUGAUGGACCACUUUGAUGGGAAGCUUAGCCCAUUGUGGUCACAGAUCACAGGCGGUCAAGUAGGGUCUGGCUGUGGGAUCCUCAGCGAUGGAAAGACACUAUAUUUUAAUAGCCCUGGACGUCGAGAAGCCAGGACUGUCCCCCUGGACACUACAAACAUCAGAUUCAUCCAGUUCUACAUUCGUAUUGGAAGCAAGAAUCUUGGGUCUUCCUGUAACAAACCAAGGACUAGGAAUGAAGGAAUUGUGAUACAGUUUUCUGAUAACAAUGGCAUCACAUGGGAAUUGCUGCGAGAACUAGACUUCACCUCUUUCCUUGAGCCACAGGUGGCUACUAUCGAGCUCCCUCCUGAGGCCAAGACCCCUGGUACUGUUUUCCGAUGGUGGCAACCUCUUCAUGGGAAACAGUCCGCUCAGUGGGCUCUUGAUGAUGUUUUGAUUGGCAUGAAUGACAGUUGUAGAAUGGCUUUCCAAGAUAAGUUUGAUGGCUCCAUGGAUUUGCAGGUGAACUGGUAUCGGAUACAGGGUGGCCAGGUGGAAGUGGAUUGUCUAUCCUUGGACACAGCUUUAGUGUUCAAUAUGGACAUUGGAAAACCUCGUUAUGCAGAAACCUGGGAUUUCCACAUUACCAGCUCCUCCUUCCUACAGUUUGAGAUGAGCACAGGCUGCAGCAAGCCUUUCACUGAUGACCACAACAUCCAGCUACAGUACUCUCUCAGCACAGGCCGCGACUGGCAUCUAGUUACACCUGAAUGUGUGCCUCCAGCCAUUGGUUGUGCCACUUACACAGAGAGCUCUGUCUAUACCUCCCAGCGCUUUCAGAAUUGGAGACGUGUAACUGUUUUCCUACCAAGUGUCACCAUUUCUCCUAGGACACGGUUCCGUUGGAUACAGAUGAAUAUGGGAUCAGGCACAGAUUCAUGGGCACUAGAUAAUGUCCUUCUUACUUCUGGUUGCCCCUGGAUGUGCUCAGGCCAUGGGAUUUGCGAUGCAGGCCGUUGUGUAUGUGAUCGUGGAUUUGGAGGACCCUACUGUGUCCCUCUAACCCCACUGCCUUCCAUUCUGAAAGAUGAUUUUGAUGGGAAUCUGCACUCAAACUUAUGGCCUGAAGUGUAUGGUGCGGAGAGAGGAACUCUAAAUGGAGAGCCUCUGAAAUCAGGAAUGGCACUCAUUUUCAAAGGGGAAGGCCUGCGAAUGCUGGUUUCCCGUGACUUAGACUGCACAAAUACCCUGUACAUGCAGUUUUCCUUCAAAUUCAUCACUAAAGGGAUUCCAGAUCGGUCAAGCUCUGUCCUGCUGCAAUUCUCAGUGAAUGGGGGGAUCGCCUGGCAGCUGCUUGAUGAGUUGUACUUCCCACAGGCCACAGAAGGGCUUUUCCUGCAUGUUCCCUUGCCCGCAGCAGCACAGACUAAUGCUACCAGAUUUCGCUUUUGGCAGCCUCACAACACAGGUAAAAAGGAGGAGGUCUGGGUGAUAGAUGAUAUCAUCAUUGAUGGCAACAGUGCCCGCAACUCUGAGAUUUUGACAGACAGCUUUGAGACAGAGCCCCGAGAAGAAAACUGGCUGUUCCAUCCUGGGGGCAGCAUUGGCCUAUAUUGUCCUUACCUGAAGGGGAUGCAGGAGGACAACACAGCCAUGGUAUUUGUGUCCAGUGAGCUUGGGGAGCACUCAAUUACAACACGAGAUCUAGAUGUCACUGACAGCACAAUCAUCCAGUUUGAGAUCAAUGUGGGCUGCACUUCUGAUAGCUCAGCAACUGAACCUGUGCGUCUGGAGUUUUCUCGGGACUUUGGUGCCACGUGGCAUAUUUUGGUGCCUCUUUGCCAUAGCAGUAGCCACUUGAAUUCUCUUUGCUCCACAGAGCACCAUCCUGCCAGCAUCUACUACCCUGGCACCACACAGGGCUGGAGACGCGAAAUCAUUCAUGUGGGCAACCUCCAUCUCUGUGGAUCAGUGAGAUUCCGUUGGUACCAAGGAUUCUUCAAUGCUGGCAUGUCACCCAUGACAUGGGCUUUGGACAAUGUGUACAUUGGUCCCCAGUGUGAAGACAUGUGCACUGGUCAUGGCUUGUGCAUUAAUGGUACUCACUGCAAGUGUGACAAAGGCUUCUCUGGACCUAGUUGUAAGAUCAGCAGCUCUAGCAAUCCAGAUUUUCUUAAGGAGGACUUUGAAGGUUCACUGGACAAGGAACGCUUUCUUCUGGUGAGUGGAGGAAAACCAUCUCGGAAGUGUGGAGUCCUUCCCAGUGGAAACAACCUUUUCUUUAGUGAAGAGGGCCUUCGUAUGUUGGUCACAAUGGAUCUGGACCUGUCAAAUGCAAGGUUUGUCCAGUUUUUCCUAAGGCUGGGCUGUGGAAAAGGAGCACCUGAUCCUCGUAGUCAGCCGGUGUUGCUCCAGUAUUCCCUGGAUGGAGGACUUUCCUGGGGGCUUCUUCAGGAAUUCCUUUUCAGCAACUCUAGCAACCUCAUCCGCUUUGUAGCUCUAGAGAUUCCAUUGCGAGCCCGCAGCCCUGCCACAAGAUUACGGUGGUGGCAGCCCUCAGAAAAUGGACACUUUUAUAGUCCCUGGGUUAUUGACCAGGUGGUUGUUGGGGGCAGCAUCUCAGGCAUUAGUUCUCUGGAAGAUGAUUUCUCAUCACUCAGUGGGCGUUCCUGGUUGCUUCACCCAGGUGGUACGCUGAUGCCAGUAUGUGGUUCUUCAGGGGAUGCCUUUGCCUUCAUUGAGAAAGCCAACACAAGAUAUGCCAUAAGCACAGAUAUAUCACUGGGACAAGACUCUUUUAUACAAUUUGACUUUUCUGCCUCCUGUUCCGUGAGCAAUUCUUGUUAUGCUAUUGAAUUGGAGUUUUCCCAGGAUUUGGGUUUGACUUGGGAACCCCUUCUGCGAGACUGCUUGCCCACAAAUGUAGACUGCACGCGUUACCAGCUACAAAAGGUGCUACUGUCGGAUACCUUCAACAAAUGGGGGCGCAUUACCUUACCCAUCCCACCUUAUGCCAGAUCUCCAGCAACUCGCUUCCGCUGGUACCAGCCAGCUCCUUUUGACAAACAGCAGACCUGGGCAUUGGACAACCUCUAUAUCGGUGAUGGCUGUGUGGACAUGUGCAGUGGACAUGGGCGUUGUGUGCAGGGGACUUGUGUCUGUGAUGACCAGUGGGGUUCUCUAUAUUGUGAUGAGCCUGAAAGUCCUCUACCCACUCAACUGAAGGACAAUUUCAAUCGCCCGCCCUCUGCACAAAAUUGGUUACUAGUAAACGGAGGCAAGUUAAGCGCCAUCUGUGGUGCAGUUGCUUCUGGUACUGCACUGCAUUUCAGUGGGGGUUGUACUAGACAACUAGUGACUGUGGAUCUGAACCUCACCAAUGCUGAUUUCAUCCAGUUUUACUUCAUGUAUGGCUGCUUGAUUCCUCCAAGUAAUCGCAACCAGGGGGUCCUGCUGGAAUACAGCACUAAUGGAGGUAUCAGCUGGAAUAUGCUGACAGAGAUCUUUUAUGACCAGUACAACAAACCAGGGUUCCUCAAUAUUCUGUUGCCCACAGCUGCCCAAACAGUGGGUGUUCGUAUCCGAUGGUGGCAGCCAAAGCACGAUGGCUUAGAUCAGAACGAUUGGGCUGUGGACAAUGUACUGAUUGCUGGUGCGACUGACCAGAGGUCAGUCAUUGUGGAUACAUUCAGUGGAACAGUGCUGCCACAGCAUGAGAGGUUUCCAGCAGAUGCUGUUCCCACAGGAAGAAUAUUUAUGGAGCCGAGAAUUCAGGAAGCAGUCUCAGUCAGCACUAGCUGGAUGUUCCAUGAUGACUGCUUGGUGGAACGCUUCUGUGAUGUCCCUGAUGGUGUGAUGGUAUGUGGUAGCCAUGAUGGACGAGAGGUAUAUGCAGUUACCCAUGACUUGGUGCCAUCACAUGACUGGAUCAUGCAAUUCAAGAUAGCAGUGGCUUGUAGAUCCACAGAGAAAAUAUCUCAAAACCAAGUUCAUGUCCAAUAUUCACUGGAUUUUGGAGUUACCUGGAAAUAUGUUGUUCCACAGUGUUUGCCUGCAGACCCAGAAUGUGCAGGACAAGUGUCACAGCCCUCUGUCUUCUUCCCCACACGUAGAUGGAAGCGAAUUAUUUAUCCCCUUCCAGACUUCCUCGUUGGCAAUUCUGUAAGAUUCCGAUUUUACCAGAAGUUCUCUGAUGUGCAAUGGGCCAUCGAUAACUUCUACAUAGGUCCUGCAUGCCCUGACAAUUGUGGUGGCCAAGGAGACUGCUUGAUGAAUAGGUGUCUCUGUGACCCUGGUUAUUCUGGACCAAACUGUUACCUGAACAAGGCGAUUAAAAGUACCUUGAAGGAGCGGUUUGACUCCGAAGAACUCUAUUCUGAGUCGUGGCUGUCUGUGGAAGGUGGGCGUGUUUGCACAGACUGUGGGGUCCUUGUUGAGGACACAGCUUUGUAUUUUGGCGGAGCCAAUACAAGAGAGGCUGUCACUGUUGAUCUAGACCUGCGCGGAGCUAAGUUUGUAGAAUACUGGGCCCAAAUUGGCAGUGAAAACAAUAUAACCUCAUGCCAUAGACCUGUCUGCCGUAAGGAGGGUGUUCUUCUGGAUUUCUCUACUAAUGGAGGAGUCACCUGGACACUACUUCAUGAGAUGGACUUCCAAAAGUACCUGAUGGUGCGGAGGGACUACAUUGUCCUUCCUGAAGAAGCCCAGACUAACACUACCCGUUUACGGUGGUGGCAGCCAUUUAUCCUGGACAGUGAUGUGGUGGAAAGCAUCAGCGACCGUGCACAGUGGGCUAUUGACAACAUCCUUAUUGGGGGCUCAGAAAUUAAUCCUAGCCAGCUAGUGGACAACUUUGAUGAUGAGGGUGCAUCACAUGAGGAAAACUGGAGCUUCUAUCCCAAUGCGGUACGCACAGCUGGCUUCUGUGGGAACCCAUCCUUUCAUCUGUACUGGCCCAACAAAAAAAUAGAUUCUACUCAUAACAUCCUGGCUACACGGGAGCUCAUAAUUCAACCAGGUUACAUUCUACAGUUCAAGAUAGUAGUUGGCUGUGAGGCUGAUAGCUGUGGAGAGUUGCAUUCUGUUCUGCUGGAAUAUAGCAAGGAUGCCAGAACUGAUGGUUGGCAUUUGGUUCAAACAGAGUGUCUACCAUCCUCUGUUAAUAAUGUGGGAUGCUCCCCUUUCCAAUUCCAUGAGGCCACCAUCUACAGUGCAGUCAACAGCUCUCGCUGGAAUCGUGUGACAGUGCAGCUACCUGAUCACGUUUCUUCCAGUGCAACACAAAUUCGUUGGAUCCAGCGGGAAGCAGGAGCUGAGAAGCAAAGCUGGGCAGUUGACCAUGUGUACAUUGGGGAAGCCUGUCCAAAGCUGUGCAGUGGGCAUGGCUACUGCACCAAUGGAGCCAUGUGCAUCUGUGAUGAAGGCCAUGAAGGUGAUGACUGUUCCGUCUCAUCCAGUGAAUUGCCCACCUACAUCAAAGACAACUUUGAGUCAGAGCAUGCAACUGAGGUUAACUGGCAACAUAUCCAGGGAGGAGGCAUUGGCAGUGGCUGUGGUCAGUUGGUUCCUCAUGCUCAUGGAGACUCACUAUACUUUAAUGGCUGCAAGAUGCGUCAGGCCAGCACUAAACCACUAGACCUCACUCGAGCCAGUAAAAUCAUGUUUGUGCUGCAGAUUGGAAGCACUGCUCAGACUGGCAGUUGUAAUGUUGCUCUAAGCGAAGCUAACACCAUGGACAAGGCCGUUCUCCUACAGUACAGUGUCAAUAAUGGGAUCACCUGGCAUGUCAUUGCCCAACACCAACCGAAAGACUUCAUCCAGGCACAGCGUGUCUCCUACAACAUCCCACUAGAGGCACGAGUGAAAGGAGUGCAACUCCGCUGGUGGCAGCCACGGCACAAUGGGACUGGCCAUGACCAGUGGGCACUUGACCAUGUGGAAGUCGUUCUCCCUGAGCCCUUUCCUGUUGGUGGUGCCCUCCAGGUUUUGCUGAGUGGUCACAAACCCUCUUAUUCCUCUGGACUAUCUCUAACUUAUGCUCUGUUUUGUUAUCUGCUCUCCAUGGUAUGGAAAUAGUGCCAGCACCCGCAAGCAGAGCUACAUGGCAAACUUCUCACGGCAAAGUGGCUUGCGGCAUUUCUACAGCAGGAAGAGACGAGCUUUGAGACAUCACCUCUGAAAAUCGUCAUCUGUUGUCUACCAGUCAUGUACUCACUGCCAGCCAUUUGUACCAGCUGGAUCCAGCAACCCGUCGACGUAUACCAUUUUGCUCUCCUUUGACUGACAUAUUGGCUGCCAAGUCAAAUGCCUGAAGGCUCAGUCCAAAAGCCACCCCACUUUGUGUCCCCGUUUUGGUAUUUUUGCGUCCCAUUUCACACUGUGAAUUGGUCAAAAGGCAUGCCCAACAGGAGCCCUGGACGAAGAAGAUGACCUUUGCUGUCUAUGUAUCUGUGACUUUUUGUGAUGCGUUGGUGUUGUGUUGAUUUGCUCUUUUUCAUUCUCUUUUAACUGGCAAGGGUAGCUCAAAGCCCAAUGGGCAGAGCAGUGUGCCCAUAUUUAUUGUAGUGUUGGCACCUACCCAUCCCAGUCCACUAUAUGUACUCUAUUUCCUUUCUCUAGUGUUUGGUUGCCACGUCUCUGCCUAGCUGAAGUACCCAUAGAUGGCAGUGACUUGUGCUGUUUUCCACACCCUUGUGAUACUCCACGUAGACCAGUGUACCUCGAUUAGGAGACCUUCGCAAGCAAAAUAAAGGCCUGUCCCAGUGUG
Erpetoichthys calabaricus (reedfish) is the source of this 11506-nucleotide messenger RNA. RefSeq names its product reelin (gene reln). The record is from RefSeq and is a predicted model, not a curated record. Gene Ontology annotation, biological process: central nervous system development; neuron migration. The transcript is spliced from 65 exons. Gene Ontology annotation, molecular function: lipoprotein particle receptor binding. Lineage: Eukaryota; Metazoa; Chordata; Cladistia; Polypteriformes; Polypteridae. The coding region runs from base 388 to 10815 and encodes 3475 amino acids.